AGCAUACCACUGCUGCUAGAACAGAAGAAUUCGACUGAUGAAACAAGCUGCAAAGCAAAUCUAUGGAUGGUUUACCUCAGCACCAUUGUCUCAGUCUGUGGGUCGUUCGAGUUUGGAUCCUGGGCAGGCUUUUCAUCACCAACUCAGGCUGAAAUUAUGAAAGAUCUUUCUGUUACAAUAGAAGAGUAUUCAGUGUUUGGUUCUUUACUGACUUUCGGUGCUAUGAUCGGUGCAAUCACGAGUGGACCGAUGGCUGAUUCCAUUGGUCGGAAAGGGGCAAUGAGAACAGCCACUGGCUUCUCUGUUGCAGGGUGGCUUGCUAUUUACUUCGCUAAGGGGGCUUUGUCUUUGGAUAUUGGAAGACUGGCAACAGGCUAUGGCAUGGGAAUCUUCUCCUAUGUUGUACCAGUAUUUAUAGCCGAAAUCGCACCGAAGAAUCUUCGAGGAGCACUAACAGCUGUAAACCAGCUUCUGAUCUGCACCGGACUGUCGGUCUCCUUCAUAAUAGGGACAGUUAUAACUUGGAGGACAUUAGCAUUAACUGGAUUCGUUCCUUCUGCAAUUCUGCUUGUUGGACUCUUUUUCAUUCCAGAGUCUCCUAGAUGGCUGGCAAAGAUAGGACAUGAAAAAGAAUUCGAGGCUGCACUACAAAAUCUUCGUGGCAAGGACUCUGAUAUAUUGAUGGAGGCAGCUGAGAUACUGGACUAUAUAGAGACUCUUGAACGGCUUCCGAAAACGAAAAUGCUGGAUUUGUUUCAAGGAAGACACUUACGCUCAGUCAUUAUAGGAGUUGGUUUAAUGUUCUUUCAACAUUUUGGAGGAAUCAGUGGCAUCUGCUUUUAUUUCAGCAAUAUUUUCGAGUCUGCAGGAGUCUCUUCCAGUACACGGACAAUAGUUUAUGCUAUUCUUCAGCUUCCGAUUACAGCGCAUUGCACAACUAUGAUCGAUAAGGCUGGGAGAAAGCCGCAAAUACUGCUUUCUUCAACAGGAUUGGUCCUUUCCUGUAUUCUAUCAUGGAUUGCAUUCUAUCUUAAGGACCAUAAUUUGGCACCAAGUUCAGUUCCCAUUCUUUCUGUAGCAGGCAUAUUGGUAAAUCUCAAAAAUACUUCUUCGGAUUCAUAUAUAGUUCCUUGGGUUGUCAUGUCUGAGAUUUUCCCGAUAAGCAUCAAAGGAGUACCUGGAAGCCUAGCAACACUGGUGAACUGGUUUUGUGGAUGGGCAGUUACUUACUCUUUCAACUCCCUCACGGGCUGGAGCUCCUCCGGUACCUUCAUGCUUUAUGCUGCAAUAUGUGCACUUGGAAUAUUGUUUGUUGUCGCAAUGGUUCCUGAAAAUAAGGGGAAAGGCCUGAAACAAAUUCAAGCAGAAAUCAAUGCAUAGAGAAUCAAGAAAAUGGAGCACACAACUAGAACGAACAUGUACUAAUGCGAUGAUACAUUUGCCAUUUGGGAUAAACAAAGUUAUUGGAAAUGAGAUUGAGCUAUGUUUUCUUUUCCAUACUAUGAAUCUAUAAUUAUAUAUCUAUAAAACGGAUCAAAACACACU
Hibiscus syriacus is the source of this 1545-nucleotide messenger RNA. RefSeq names its product sugar transporter ERD6-like 7. Gene Ontology annotation, molecular function: sugar transmembrane transporter activity. The record is from RefSeq and is a predicted model, not a curated record. NCBI's taxonomy places the organism in Eukaryota, Viridiplantae, Streptophyta, Magnoliopsida, Malvales, Malvaceae. Gene Ontology annotation, biological process: carbohydrate transport; transmembrane transport. The transcript is spliced from 17 exons. Bases 67 to 1380 code for a protein of 437 amino acids. Gene Ontology annotation, cellular component: membrane.